GUUGCGCCAUUGGGAGUGUGCGGGCUAAUAGCUACGGGCAAAGACUGACACAGGGGAGACAAUAUGGGGGAGAUUGCGGAUCUAUUUAGGGGAAGCCCAGCUCGGCCCUGCCCUAGUGGGAGCGGGGGAAGUUUCUGCUCUGACCGCCUUUUUCAUGUUGUGCUUAUUGAAAGAAUGUAUGUGUAAAAAGGAAGAAGUCUGCGACUCUGCAAUCAGCGCCUGACUUCUCCCUUGAUUGUGUCAGGGUUGGCUUCUUGGCAUUGUACGUCUAUAAAUGGGAAAUUUUCAGUUUUGGAGCGCCAGGGAGCCAACCACUGUGGAGGAAUGUGAUUCAACCUGGGAAAGCGACUCGGAACCGGAGGAGCAGCAAGAGAUUGUCCAGAAAGCGAUUGCCACAGAUGAGGAAGCGAGAGGAGGCGGUAGCGUAGAGGAUCAGAAUAAGGAUAAGGUCAACACUUCAUUCAAACUAAAGAGAAGCUUCUUUGCUGCCAGAGACUUGUAUAUGUAUCGUCAUGGCUACCCAGCAAAAUCACGAGAGAACAGUAGUUAUGUCAAUCUCAAGUUUUACAUGAAGGAAAUACCGUUGAAACCAGAUGGUGUUUAUAUUGAUGAUAUCCUCACCAAGUGGAAAGGAGACUAUGACAAGCUUGAACACAACCACACCUAUAUUCAAUGGCUGUUCCCACUGCGAGAACCAGGAUUGAACUGGCAUGCUGAGGAACUGACCACCGAGGAAAUUAAGGAAUUUCUUAAAACUAAGACAGCAAAACACAACUAUCUCCAGGUUUAUGAAAUAAUGCUGGACUUCUAUGGAAUGAAAUUAGAAGAUAAAAACACAGGGACAGUGUCUCGUGCUGCAAACUGGAAGGAACGAUUUGAGCACCUAAAUGAAUCACAGCACAAUUAUCUGAGAAUCACCCGCAUUUUAAAAAGUUUAGGAGAAUUUAAAUUUGAGAGCUUCCAGAUCCACCUAGUCCACUUCCUGUUGUAUGAGGCUUUAGUCGAAGAAACUCUGUCCAACAUGUUGCACAGUGCUUUGGAAUACUUUGUUUACACAAUAAAAUCCAGGAAAGAGAGAAGGAAACUACUGCGAUUUGCCUGUCAACAUUAUAAGCCGCCAGAGAACUUUGUCUGGGGGCCUCUCAGGAAGGAGACACCAGGAGAAAAAAGUACCAUUACCAAGUUAUCGUUUCUAUCAGAGAAGUUGUCUGCUCAAGAGAAAAGCAGGUGUGAAGCUAUAAGCAAUGGGUCAAGAACCCAUGUUGCAUUUGCAGCUGUGAAAGAGUUGGCCUCAUCUACUGAAACCAGUCCAGGAACAGGCAUGCAUCAGAAAGAUCAAGUCAUAGAUCAAGGCAACAGCAAGGCAGAAAAUGUUGCAGGCAAGAAUAAAAUCUCUGUCAAAGAGAAGAGUAAUCAUCAUGUGACAAAGCCUAAAGUAUCGACAGAAUCCAACAUUGGCAAUCAAGCACCCCAGAGCCAUACAGUAGAGGAUACAGACUUAAAAGAGAAAUAGUUUAAAAAAUUCCACAAGGACAUUAUUUUUUAAUAUGUUUAUAGAACAAGGCACCAGUCCAGCCAACUCUGAAUAGCUGUUCAAAAGCUGGUCACAAGCUGGAACUCAUGAUGCAGCAUUUGUGAAAUGCCCUUUGCAUUUCUGUACUCUGCCAAUGGACAAGCUCAUGAUUGUAUUUUUUAUAUAUCUCUAAAAAUGUGUAAAACAGGCUGAAUGUUUAUGUAACUUGGGCAGUGUUGCAGUGAGGAUAAUGUGACAGUCUUCAAUUUUAUUGGUUGGUCUCUUCAGUUUUUGUAAAACUUCAUACACGAGGUAUAUUUGAGCUGAAGGCAAGAUGCAAAAUAUGGUUUAAUAAUGAAAAUAAUAGUUUAGAAACUGGAUCCAUUAGCACCCAAUUUUCAUGUGUAAAUCAACAGUGACUAACUGGGUUAGAUCACAUUAGCAAUCAUUUGAAAGUGAAGUUGUACCCAUUGGGAAAUUGGCCCAAGCACUUCUACGCACAAUUUACUUUAGCAUACCUGACAUUUUCCCAGCAUCAGUCAGGAAUUUAAUGUCACAGGUCUUUUAGUGCAUGGUUUCUGCACAUGCAGCAGAAAUGAGAGUUUUUGGAUGCAACCUUACAGCCUUUGAACACUUACAAAAGAACUAGGAGUAAGUCAAACUGCGAUAGACCACGCGAUGUUCAGGAUAAAAGUGGUUGUCCCUUCACUGUUUUCCGCCUCUAUACAAAUCACAACAGAGCAGCAAACUGUAACCUCCACCCUGACUAUCUCAUACCUUGGAGUGACAGUACUUGUGGCAUGGGUCUAAAUCAAUUCUUGAUUCCUCCCUGCAUUUUAUACAGUGUUCUGUUUCACACUAUAUAGCAAGUUCCUUUAAGUUUUGAUGCUCUUCCCAGUGGUUAGCAUGGCAGUGGUGCAACAUCUACAAGAUUUUCCAGAAGUUCCCAACUGGAACUUCGCAAGUUCCAUUUUAGUACUUGAUUCUGUGUGCAAACUGCAAAAGUGCCAAACUUCCAUUUGGGGGCAAGUGUUGUAUGGCACUUGUGUUUGAUGAAUGAGUGAAAUUCUAUUUCUAAUCAUAUGUCCUUUUGUGAAAAAUAUAGCAAUUAACCAUUUUUAAUGCUUAAUGUCAAUUAAUCUAGCUGAUAUUUAAUGGAUGGUAGGGAUUUUAAUAAAGUUCCAACUCUGCAUAUUAUUACUGGAGACUUCAUCAUGCCCCACUUCCAUUCACAUGACAUGGGCAACAGCAUUCUCUCCUCCCCCACCUCCCCUCAAUAUUUUUGUCAUUAAGAAGUGCUUAAAGCAAAUGGGGAAAAAAAACUUGAUCUGUAUUUUUUCUCUUUGGAUUUUGCCUGCCGGAAUGUCUAAAGUAUUAACCUUCAGUUUCGGAAAACCCAAGAACUAUGCCAAGCAUAAUGUGUAUUUGGUCCAAAGCAUCAUACCAAUGUAUAAAUUUUACUUCACAAUAAGGACUCCAUGGGUUACAUGCGAGAUGAACCAGUUGAUGAAAGGUGGUGAGGUAGCUUUCUUGGCUCUCAAGUUAGGGUUACAAAUUCUAUGGUUUGUUCUUUUGGAUGAUUCUCUGUUAUCUAUUCUGCAAGAGUCUCAAAGAAAGACAAGCUAGAAUCAGUUAUUUUUGUUUCAAAAUAUCAGUAAAUUGCACAUAAGACUGGUUUAGUCUUAUAUGGUUUAUAAUAAAUGGCAGGAAUUCAAGAGAGUCAGGGGGCAGAGGUGAGUUUAGUGGCCAUAACUAAGGAGAAGGUGCUGGGGAAGCCAAAAGACCUGAUGGUGGAUAAAUCACCUGGACCAAAUGGACUACACCCCAGAGUUCUGAAAGGUAGCUGAAGAGAUUGGAGGCGUUAGUAGUGAUCUUUCAAGAAUUUUAGAGGAGCAAGAGUGGGAAGCAGUUAACAGAAGUCUCAUCGAUUAUCUAAUUGGGCAGCAGCAGCCAAUGAAAAGAAGGUAAGCUCAAGCGGAGCAGCCAUUAUAGGAGUGGCUCAGUGUAAGAGUGGGACCUUGAGGCUUUGGCUCAAGAUGCUUCGGCAUGAAGAAGCAGAGGAAGUGAGCAGAGACUAAGGUGAGGUUCUGGUAAGGUCUCUUUUAUUGCACAGUUAGAGCAGUGGGGAUGGCAGUCAGGACAAUAGUAUGCUCCUCUUGCAAGAUGUGGGAAGUCAGGGACUCCUUCAGUGUCUCUGAUGACUACACCUGUGAGAAGUGCAUCCAGCUGCAGCUCCUUACAGACUGGGUGAACUCCAGAUCAUUCAGGAGGUUGAAGGGUACAUAGACAGGAGUUACAGGGAGGUGGUCACACCUAGGCUGCAGGUAGCUGGGUUACUGUCAGGAGAGGGAAAAGUGAUAGGCAAUCAGUGCCGAGUACCCCUGGGGCUGUUCCCCUCAACAACAUGUAUACAGCUUUGGAUACUGUUGGGGGAAAAUGACCUACCAGGGGAAAACCCCUGCAUCCAGGUCUCUGGCACUGAGUUUGGCUCUGUGACUCAGAAGGGAAAGGGGGAAUAGAGAAAUGUAGUAGUGAUAGAAGAUUCAUUGGUCAGGGAAACAGACAGGAGAUUCUGUGGACAUGAACGAGACUCCUGGAUGGUAUGUUGUCUCCCAGGUGGUUGUGUUAGAGGCAUCUUGAAUCAAGUCCACAGCAUUCUUAAGGUGGAGGGUGAGCAGCCAGAAGUCAUGGUUCACAUUGGUACCAAUGACAUAGGCAGGAAGGGUAAUGAGGUCCUGCAAAGUGAGUUCAGAGAGUUGGGUGUUAAGUUAAAAGACAGGACCUCCAGGGUAGUGACCUCAGGAUUGCUACCUGUGCCAUGUGCUAGUGAGGCAAGUAGGAAGAUAGUGCAGUUUAACACAUGGCUAAGGAGAUAGUGCAGGGGGAUCAUUGGGCUCUCUUCCAGGGUGGGUGGAACCUGUACAAAUGGGACAUUUGCCCCUGAACUGGAGGGGAAACCAAUAUCCUUGCCAGAAA
This is a messenger RNA of Pristis pectinata (smalltooth sawfish), 4489 nucleotides long. RefSeq names its product opioid growth factor receptor-like protein 1. The record is from RefSeq and is a predicted model, not a curated record. The transcript has 7 exons. Gene Ontology annotation, molecular function: opioid growth factor receptor activity. Lineage: Eukaryota; Metazoa; Chordata; Chondrichthyes; Rhinopristiformes; Pristidae. Gene Ontology annotation, cellular component: membrane. Bases 275 to 1513 code for a protein of 412 amino acids.